Exaiptasia diaphana is the source of this 1741-nucleotide messenger RNA. Its product is annotated as ubiquitin carboxyl-terminal hydrolase 14. Bases 73 to 1581 code for a protein of 502 amino acids. Gene Ontology annotation, molecular function: protein binding; proteasome binding; cysteine-type deubiquitinase activity. The transcript has 18 exons. Gene Ontology annotation, biological process: regulation of proteasomal protein catabolic process; proteasome-mediated ubiquitin-dependent protein catabolic process; protein deubiquitination. Lineage: Eukaryota; Metazoa; Cnidaria; Anthozoa; Actiniaria; Aiptasiidae. The record is from RefSeq and is a predicted model, not a curated record.
UAURAGGGAAAAAAGUCAAAAAUCUCGUGUUUGAAGUUAUUUUCAAAUUUUGAUCUAAAUUUGGACUAAAGUAUGCCUGUGUAUAAAGUACAUAUCAAAUGGGGAAAGGAAAAGUUUGAAAAUGUGGAACUGAACACAGAAGAGCCAACCGAUGUUUUUAAAGCACAAUUAUUUGCACUUUCCUCUGUUCCUCCAGAGAGGCAGAAGGUUAUGCUAAAGGGAGCAGUACUUAAGGAUGAUGGAUGGGGAAAUUUCAAGCUUAAAAAUGGUAUAACACUAAUGAUGAUGGGAUCAGCUGAUGCUCUACCACAAGCACCAAAAAAGAAAACUAUGUUUGUUGAGGAUAUGACAGACUCACAACUAGCAUCUGCUUAUGACUUGCCUGCUGGAUUGAAUAAUCUUGGAAACACUUGCUACAUGAAUGCUACAGUCCAGUGUCUUCGCAAUGUACCUGAACUUAAAUCAUGUUUGUUAAAGUUUCCAGGUCAACUUGGAUUUGGAGGUAGUGAUAGCCUGGGAUCRCCAGAGUCUGUAACGUUAGCACUAAGAGACUUGUAYAAAAGUAUGGACAAAACUUCAGAACCAAUGCCACCAAUAAUAUUCYUACAAAUUCUUCAUAAAGCAUUUCCACAAUUUGCAGAGAAGACUGAGCAAGGAGUCUAUGCUCAACAGGAUGCCAAUGAAUGCUGGACUCAGGUUGUGAGAAUUCUACAACAAAAGUUGCCUGGUGAAGAGAAAGCCAUAGAAGAGGGAAAGGACGAGAAGGCAGCUUCUGCUGACAGCCGAGGUUUUAUGGAUCAAUAUUUUGGUAUAGAAUCAGAAUCAGUAAUGAAAUGCGUUGAGGCUCCAGAGGAAGAGGAAGUCAAAUCAAAGGAAACAUUGUUUCAGCUUAGUUGCUUUAUUAAUCAAGAUGUGAAAUAUAUCCACACAGGCUUGCAAAGUCGUUUAAAAGAAAGCAUCACAAAAAACUCUCCAACACUAAACAGAGAUGCGGAAUAUACAAAAACAUCCAAGUUGAGUCGUCUACCUGCAUAUCUACCAGUUCAACUGGUGAGAUUUUACUUCAAGGAGAAAGAGGCAGUGAAUGCUAAAAUCUUAAAGGAUGUGAAAUUUCCACUUGUGCUAGAUGUGUUUGACUUGUGUACAGAAGACCUUCAGAAUAAGCUUAUCCCUCAGCGAACUAAAUUCAAAGAAAUGGAGGACAGAAAGUUAGAAGAGGCACGGGGAAUGAAAGCCAAAGCUGAUCAAGGUGAAAAACCGGAACAAAAAGAAGAGCCUAUGGAUGUCGACAAGAAGACAAAAUUGGAACCAUUUUCUUUCCCUGAUGAUAUUGGUUCAAAUAAUAGUGGUUAUUAUGACUUGUUAGCUGUACUAACCCACCAAGGUCGGUCUUCAUCGUCUGGUCAUUACGUCGCUUGGAUUAGAAAAAACGAAGACGAAUGGUACAAGUGUGAUGAUGACAACAUAUCAGGCAUUCAUUCUGAAGAUAUUCUCAAGCUUUCUGGAGGAGGAGACUGGCACUGUGCUUAUGUUCUUCUUUAUGGACCAAGAAAACUUGAAACAAUAGACGAAUCAUCUUAAUAUGGAGGCAUAAAUAAAGCAAUUGUUACUGAUAUCUACCAGAGGACGGACAGACAGAAAAGUAGGCAGACAGACAGACAAUACUUAUACARAGACGGUUGAAUGAUGUGUAGCAGUUGUGGUAAUUGGUUUUAAGACUCAAUUAAAGUUGUCAGUGUGA